CAGCGCGAUUGCGCGGACCCGUACGUGAGGAUUUGCGCCCUUUCCCCUGGGCGCGAGUGGGCGGGGCUUGUCGUCCUGACAACGCGGGAGCGUUCGUCCGCACGACGACUCUGAGCUCCGAUUUGGCCGCCUGCAGAGGUUGUGCUCGCUGCAGAAUGGGUCCCAAAGCAAAAAAGUCUGGCAGGAAGAAGAAGAAAGUCACCAAAGCUGAACGAUUAAAGCAGCUACAAGAGGAGGAGGAAAGACGGCAAAAAGAGGAAGAGGAAGCCCGUGUGAAAUAUGAAAAAGAAGAAAUGGAAAGGCUUGAACUAGAACGGAUUGAGAAAGAAAAAUGGAAUCAACUCGAAUCAAAAGAUCUAGAAAGGAGAAAUGAAGAACUUGAAGAACUUUCUUUAUUAGAGAGGUGUUUUCCUGAAGCAGAGAAAUUGAAACAAGAUACUAGAUUGCUUUCUCAGUGGAAACACUACAUUCAGUGUGAUGGGAGUCCUGAUCCUUCAAUAGCCCCAGAAAUUAAUACUUUCAUUAGUCUAUGGAAAGAAGAAACAAAUGAGACCUUUGAGGAAGUGAUUGCAAAGAGUAAACUAGUGCUAAAUUUAAUUGAGAAAUUGAAAUUAAUUUUAUUGGAAACGCCACCAUAUUAUUUGGAAGAUAAAAAUAUAAUACAAUACCAAGGAUCAGUUCUAGAAAUGCAGGAGCUCCUUCAUCUUAAGUUUAAUAUAGCCACAGAAAUACUUCUCAGACAAGCUAGUACAUUAGCAGAUCUGGACAGUGGAAAUAUGGAAAAAGUCAUUCAAGAUGAAAAUGUUACUCUAUAUGUGUGGGCAAACCUCAAGAAGAAUCCAAGGUACAAAAGUGUCAGAUUCUCUGAAACACAAACUGGAUUUGAAAUUCCAAGGAUUUUGGCAACAAGUGACAUUGCUUUGCGACUCCUACAUACACACUAUGACCAUGUCACACCACUGCGCCCCAUCUCAACAUCAUUCCAAGGACAUACUACCAGAAUACCACAGUUUGUCAAAGAUGAAGUCAAGAGUGUAGAAGCAGCAAUCAGCAAAGAGCUCCCAGAAGAGAGUAAACAACUAGAAAAUGAGUCUAACUCUGUUCACGAAGAAGAAGAAACAAAAUGUGAGGAACAAGGUGAUAUUGAAGUACAAACGAGUUUUGUCCAGGAAGAAUCUGACGCCACAAAAUGUGAACUGGAGAUGAAAUUAUUAAGUGAAACAGUUUUAUCAGCACAGUUGUUGCUGAUAGAGAAUGCUACUGAAAAACUGACUUUCUUUGAAGACAAUGAGGUCGACUUAUGCCAAUUCACAACCCUGGGUGGAGUGUACCACUUGGAUAUUUUGGAGCUUCCCCCACAGUAUAAACCAAUGAAAAGCUGGAUGAUUGUAGAAAUACUCAAAGAAGGAUUGCAGAAAUACAUAUAUCCUCCAGAAACUACUGAAGAUGUAGAAACAGAAAAUGCUUUCCCACCCAUAGAGGUCACGCUUGAGGUUCAAGAGAAUGUAAUCUUUUUUGAGGAUCCUGUGGUUGCAAGGUGGGAUGCUGAAGGUAAACAUUGGCAAACUGAUGGCAUCAGCAAUGUCUCUUAUAAAUCAGAAGAAAGACUUAUAACAUUCAGCCUAGAAACGUUUGGCCCUAUUACCUUGAUUCAAGAUACUCAUGUUAAUAUGCCCUUCCAGUCAUGGGAACUAAGACCACUUGGUGUGAAUAAAGUACUUUUGACCGUGACUACAGUAUUUACUGAAGUUCAAAUACAAAUUAAGGAAGACCUCUGCAUGUUAGCAUCAAUCAAACUAAGUGACAAAAAGCAUUCAUCUACUUUGGAAGGAAAAUGGAUGACUCCGAUUUCUUUCAUUUUUGCUUUGAAAGAAACUGGAUUAAAUAUCUUCCCUAGUGGACACUCUCAUUUUUAUGUUAUUAUAAAUUAUAAGGAUCCUUUGGUGGAAUUGAAAGCUUAUCGACAACUGGCCCUGCUAAGUUCUGCUUUUGCAUUUGGUUGGAGCAAGUGGAACGCAGUAUGUACUUCAAAAAAAGUUAUAGUUAAGCUGAGUGAACACCUUACUGAAGAACCUAUUCAGAAUCCUAAUUGGACCCUUUUAAUGUUUAGUGGUAACAGAGCACAAAGGCUCAAGAUCAACGAAAACAGUGAGACAUUCUCUGAAGCCCUUAAAGAAGAAACUGAGUUUCAUUCUACUUUAUAUCACAUGGUUAAGGAUUUUGCUUCCAAAGAAGCCAUGGAGAAAAUCAGGAGCUCCAACUGCCAGUUUAUUGACUCUGUGUGUUAUAUGCUACUCUCCACUAGAUUACUCAGCUAUUCUUAAUCCCCACUGAUAAAUUUUAUGCAAUAUGAAGAAUCAAGCAACUUGGAGCAAAAUCAGGUAUUUCUUCAAUAAAAUGUAAUGAGUGACUAUAUUUCAGGACCUUAUUAAAAUCUCAUAAGCAUUUUAUUCUCAAAUUUUAUUUUUUAAAAAGUAGGGUUUUUUUUCCCCCUAUGGCUAUUUAGCUUACUGAAACUUUCACUUUUCACUCUAUGAAGAUUUGAGUGGUUCUUUAUUUCAAUACAUUUUAACAAACAAUAUAUAAUAUCUCCUCCUCAAAAAGCUCAUUAAAAGAUCAUAGGCAGGCUUCCUCACCAUUGUAUUUUAGAGAGGAAAUCACAGAAAGAGGGAGUAUAAAAUAUCUUACGGUCCUUCUGAGACCCUCUGGUUCUAAGCUAUAAUUUCCCAACUAAAAAUGACUUAAUUUACGAAGUUCAGUUACUGAAACUUUAAAAAUCAAGACACACACACACAGUAAGAUAUGCUGUAGUCACACUGGUGGUGGUCCAUUGUGUUGGAGUCUGGUAAAUGGCCACAAGAUUUGUUCUAGAGACAUCCAGGAGUCCCCAUCUGGUGUGGGAGCAGCAUCCACAGACUUUUGGAAAAAUCGUCCUGUGAGGAAGCUCAUCAAAGCUGCAAACAGUACGAUGAAUGCAACAGAAAGCCAGAGUGCCUUAUUUGCUUUUGUGAUGGAAGUCGUGAGAUUUGUUGCCCAGGAAGCUAUUGUGUCAUAACUAUAAGGAAAAUACAAAUUCAGAAUUUGUUAAUAGCAAUAUUAAAGAAUAUUGCCAGCAAUACCAAUCAAGUCAUCGAUCUGCCCUACAUACCACAAACAUUGCCUUGUGAUAAGCUACGUAAUGAUCUGCUCUCUUGGUUUGGGCCACAAUUUGCACCCCACCCCCCCAAUAAUUUUUAGAAUUAGAGAAAUUAUUUAGACUUAAAUGCAAUGAUGAUGAUCAGAUCAAUGAUGAUCUGAAAAUUGGGUGACUCAGGUAUUAUAUUUGAGUAUUUAUCUCAUUGUUUCAAUCAGGUAAGGCAACUUAAAUCCCUAUAGUAGAAACAAAAAUGUUAUCUACUGGGUAGAGUAUGGUGUGUGUGUGUGUGUGUGUGUGUGUGUGUAUCACUUAUUUCUCACCAUAACCUGGAUUUUUGCUCUAUUGAAAUA
Canis lupus familiaris (dog) is the source of this 3486-nucleotide messenger RNA. It is a transcript of the gene DNAI7, whose product is annotated as cilia and flagella associated protein 94. The record is from RefSeq and is a predicted model, not a curated record. The transcript is spliced from 16 exons. NCBI's taxonomy places the organism in Eukaryota, Metazoa, Chordata, Mammalia, Carnivora, Canidae. Gene Ontology annotation, cellular component: axoneme. Bases 156 to 2324 code for a protein of 722 amino acids. Gene Ontology annotation, molecular function: beta-tubulin binding; microtubule binding.